UCACACCGCCUAUUCAACCAAACCACCAGUGUGUUGUAGCUUGCCCUGAUGCAGAUCAGGGAAUUUGGUUUAUGAUUGUACUCGCUGUAUAGGCUCAUCCGGUCACAUGGCCCUGCCGCCGCUCACCAUCCGGCCACCCCACAUUGUGCAUGCUUCAUGCAUAGCAAACUGCUGCUUCCAUUCUGGUGAUCAGGGCAGCAACCAUACGACGUUUAGUACGGAUAACAAACCAACAGUUAGGGUAUACUGCAAGUCACUAUUGAGGUACUCUCUGACGAUCCAUGGUGGUAAAGUCAUGCUUGCGCCGACCAGCACUUCUGAUCCUUACCAGCAUUGGAUCAAAGAAGAGAAGUUUAAAAGUAUUACGGAUGAAAAAGGGCAUUCUUCUUUCGCUUUAAUUAACAAAGCUACCGGUCAAGCCAUGAAACACUCAAUUGGUCCAGCUUAUCCGGUUCAGCUGAUCAAGUAUGACCCCGAUAAACUCGACAAGUCUGUUCUUUGGACUAGGGGUAUCACUAGAGUAGAGGGUUAUACUUCAAUUAGGUCAGUCGAUAAUUAUCAUCUUAAUUUAGAUGCAUAUGACUCUACCAAGAAUCUUGAAAGGACAGAAAUUCAUCAAUAUGGAUGGAAUGGAGGCAGUAACCAGCUUUGGAAUUUGUCCUCUUACUGAUAUCAUGUCAUGUGGAAUUUCGAAGUCUAGUGAUACGGGUUCGACACUUCAUGGAGAACCACCCGAAGAGACAAAUAUGGAUAUCGAACCGACCUCUCGUGGCUAAGACGAGGCCCAGUUUGAAUAAAGAUCCAAUCCAACCAACCAAUAUCUAUUCGUUUUCUUUAAGUUCGUAACUUUUGUUUAUGUUUAUUUAGUUUCCUUAAUUGUGGGAUUUCCAUAUAUCUUUCUGUUUUGUUCCUAUAUAAAUUAUUGUAUCUAUGUUGGUUGGAUUGUUAAGUUUAUUUAAUAAAAUAAAAAUUCUCUUUCUUUUGAA
Erigeron canadensis is the source of this 986-nucleotide messenger RNA. Its product is annotated as ricin B-like lectin EULS3. NCBI's taxonomy places the organism in Eukaryota, Viridiplantae, Streptophyta, Magnoliopsida, Asterales, Asteraceae. The record is from RefSeq and is a predicted model, not a curated record. The transcript is spliced from 5 exons. Bases 107 to 670 code for a protein of 187 amino acids.